Rhodofomes roseus is the source of this 3476-nucleotide messenger RNA. RefSeq lists its product as uncharacterized. Gene Ontology annotation, biological process: vacuole organization; intracellular protein transport; vesicle-mediated transport. Gene Ontology annotation, molecular function: protein-macromolecule adaptor activity; protein binding. The record is from RefSeq and is a predicted model, not a curated record. Gene Ontology annotation, cellular component: HOPS complex; endosome. Bases 262 to 3372 code for a protein of 1036 amino acids. The transcript is spliced from 11 exons. Lineage: Eukaryota; Fungi; Basidiomycota; Agaricomycetes; Polyporales; Fomitopsidaceae.
CCUGGCCCGAGGUCGUUGCUCGCUGGUUGCUCGCUCUGUUCAGCUCGUGGACGCCCCAAGUCUCCCUGUUGCGCCGUUGCUCCCUCGCAUACUCUAGUACUGACUGCAGGGACUUCCGCCGUCUCCUGAGGGUCUCCGACUCGAACAGCUCCCUCCUGGGUUGUAUGCUACCCACCCGCCGAACCGGACACGUCCUCCGAGGUCCCACCUAGAGUGACAGAAGCUCGCUCUCGCAAACUCUGCCAGAGUCUUUGGACUGCUAUGGCUGCACAGGCCGCCGCACUGUCGGCGCCCGCAUGGAGGCAGUUCACUUUCUUCGAUGUCAUGCCCGUGAAAGACGUCCACGACCUCGCUAGCACGCCUGAGAUAUUCAAGAAAACGCCUGAAAUCUCGACCGCCAUUGCGUCCUCGCUCGGGCCGUUGGUUGCAGAUAUCCAUGGAAGCAUCUACAGCCUCAAUCGCGACUUCGAAAUCACGAAUAGUUGGAUAGUGCAUACAAACGGACGCGUGACACACAUGGUCGAGCGCAAGGGCAUCCUCAUUACCCUCGGAGAGGAGGAAUCCGCCAGGCAUCCCUUCUUGAAGGUAUGGAACCUCGAAGUCAUAGACAAGAAGACCGGAGCGCCGGUGCUGCUGCGUUCGACGAAGCUUCAGAGUGGUAGUCGGCCUCAUCCCGUCUCGACUAUAGCCGUCACAGCCACCUUGUCCUACCUCGCAGUCGGCCUCGCAGACGGAACAGUGCUGCUCUAUCGCCACCUCGACCAAUCCAUCUUCUCCGGGUCCACCUCCCUCACAGCCCUGCCCAAGCCACGCACAGUACACGAGUCUCCAGCCGAGCCCGUUACAGGUCUCGGCUUCCGUGAAUCCGACGAAGAGACGCCGAAUGUCUACUUGUUUAUCGUCACUCUCAACCGUGUGCUUGCCUACCAGGCAUCGGGCAAGGGUAGCGGCGCUGCUCCGACCGUCGUGAGUGAAGCUGGCUGUGGCUUGGGCUGCGCUACAAUGGACCGCCAUGCGAAGAACAUGGUCGUGGCGAAGGACGAGGCAGUCUACAUUUGCGGCACGGACAACCGUGGGUCGUCAUAUGCGUAUGAAGGUCCCAAGGCUUCUAUCCACACGCACAGGAACUACCUCGUCAUCGUAUCCCCUCCUAUCGUUCCUACCGCCACCUCCGCCUCGGCGACUGUGCGGAACUUCGCCGCGAGGGCGAAUCCCUCAGCCAAUAAGGACAUCACAAAGGUUGCUGUGUUCGACCUCGAGAACAAGUUCGUCGCCUUCAGCGGUACGUUCAACGAAGGCGUGCGAGAAGUGAUUUCUGUAUUCGACAAGGUCUUCGUCCUCUCCAAUGAUGGCGUGCUGUCGUGCCUGGAGGAGAAGCCUACGUCGGUCAAAUUGGAUAUGCUGUAUCGCAAAGGUCUAUACCCCACUGCCCUCAACCUUGCCAAGAGUCAACAGCUUGACGAGGCGAGUGUCGCGGACAUACACCGCCAAUACGGCGAUCAUCUCUAUACCAAGGGCGACUACGAUGGUGCGAUGCAACAGUUCAUCAAGACGAUCGGUCAUGUGCAGGCGAGCUAUGUCAUUCGGAAGUUCCUCGACGCCCAGCGGAUACACAACCUCGUCACGUACCUGCAAGAGCUGCAUGCGCAAGGGCGUGCCAACGCGGACCACACGACGCUUCUGCUAAACACGUACACGAAGCUCAAGGAUGUCUCCAGACUCGACAGCUUCAUCAAGCGCGAGGCGUCGCGCGAGACGGACGAGCUGCCGUUUGAUCUAGACACUGCUAUCCGUGUCUGCCGCCAAGCAGGCUACUUCGAGCACGCAUCCUACCUUGCAAAGAAGUAUGAGCGGCAUGAAGAUUACCUUCGGAUCCAGAUCGAAGAUGCGGGGAAGCACAAGGAUGCCCUGUUGUAUCUCAGGAAGUUGGGGACCGAAGCUGCGGAGGCGAACCUCGCGCGAUACGGCCGUGCUAUGCUCAACAGCUUACCUGAGGAGACGACACAAUUGCUGAUCGACAUUUGCACGAGCCUUGUCCCUCUCACGUUCGACGAAGAUGAUGAGCGCGCGGUGCCGACUCGUCAAGCGAGCAGCAAUGGACCGUCAUAUCUCUCCUAUCUUGCUCUUAACCGGUCGUCAACACCAGCGCAGGCAUCAGACAAUGUCCCACCUUCGUCGGCAUCAACCAUGACCGCCAGACCGGCUGUAAUCACUGGACGUGACUCCGCGCCGGAGACGUCGAGAGCGUCCACUCCCCCGCCUGCGACUACUACGACAUCAUCGGUCCCAAAGACGCGAUCAACUGGAGUCAAGCGGCCCUCGCCGCAACUAUACUUUGCUCACUUUAUCGACCACAGAGACCACUUCGUGCGCUUCCUUGAAUCCGUAGCUCUCAAGCGAUGGGGGCAGGACGUGGAUGUCACGGCCGCGUCCGUCUCGGUUGAAGUGGACCCGAGCGCAGAUGAAGAGUCCGAGAAGCGAGACCAGCAGGCAGUGUGGAAUACUCUGCUUGAGCUGUAUCUGGGCCAGCCCGACGGUAUUGACAAGGCGCUACGUAUCCUACGCAGCCAGGACAUCCCUUACGACCCGACGCAUGCUCUCAUACUUUGUUCGACGUGUUCAUACGCCCCGGGACUGGUGCUUCUGUGGGAACGCGCCGGAAUGCACGAAGAUAUCGUCCGACAUUGGAUAGAUGCACACUACAAAGGCGAUGCGACUGCCUCAGGUGAGGUCAUCCGGGCGCUCGACAAGUAUGGCAGCGAACACCCUGGGUUGUAUCCGCUAGUCCUCCGCUUCCUGACGUCGUCACCGGAACUACUCUCGCGCCAUACGGAAGAUCUGCAAGGUGUGCUGCAGGUCGUGGAGGAGAAUAAUAUCAUACAACCCUUGAGCGUCGUGCAGGUGCUAAGUCGAAACGGCGUGACAAGCGUGGGCCUAGUCAAGGAAUGGUUGAUGUCGCGGAUUCGACAAGCGCAAGAAGAGGUGCGAACGGAUCAGCAGCUCAUUGACUCGUACCGCGCAGAAACUCAAGCCAAGUUGCGCCAAGUUGAAGAAUUAUCUGAUUCUGACCAUCCUCGUGUAUUUCACGUCACACAGUGUGCUGUGUGUCAAGGUCAACUCGACCUUCCAAGCGUGCAUUUCAUGUGCAAUCACAGCUACCAUCAGCGCUGUCUGGGCGAACAUGAGGCCGAAUGUCCCAAUUGCGCCCGCUCACAUGGUAUCAUCAAGGAGAUCAGACGAAACAAUGAGCGGCUGGCGGAUCAGCAUGAUUUAUUCCUGCAGGAAGUUCGGGAGGGAGGGUUCUCUACGCUUGCGGCAGGUUUUGGGCGGGGCUCGCUCAACGCUGCGAGGCUUGAGGAUGUCAGUGCGUAGGUUCCGGAUAUAUCCCUGUACUCUAUGCCUGCAUCCAAGCUCCAUUUCGCAAUUGAUCGCUGGUUGUUUUCUCGCGGGAGAUUAGUGUGCAGACUCAGAACACA